GCCGUAACGAACUUGCACCACACAAAUAUCCCCGCCGGUCUGGUCUCUCUGUACUCACACAUACACACAGAUACACGUCUACGUGGAAUGGACGUACGUACGCCUAGGACGGGAUUUAGAACAAAACAGCCCCCUCCCGGGCCCACACACUCAUCUCAUCUCAUCUGGUGAGCGAUUCACAGAUGUCCGCGAUUCAGCUGCCUCUCGCGUCUCCGACCCUUGCCACACCGGCCCCUGACCCGCCGCACCAGCAGACCACCCGUAUUCACUGAGGACAGCAACAUGGCCGCCAGGGUCACUUGAGGCACCGAAUCGGCAAACCAGCCAGUGCCCCCGCUCAGGAAAACGGUCAGCAGCUGAAUCGCCAAUAUUGGGACGGUGCCGACCAGGCUGAGCAGCUCCAGGCUGCCGAAUGCCUCGGCCUUUACCGGGAUGGCGAAGAACGGCGCCUUGACGAGAUGCGACCAGCAGAGGUGCAAGACACCGAUGGCAAAGAAGGAGCAAAAGAGCAUGAUCACUAGCCCCAGACCGCCGCCCCCGAAGGGCAUCUCAUCGUCCAGGUCGUCGGUAUGCGACCUCUUGUUGCUCAGCCCGGCCCCGCGAGAGGCAGUGGCCCCGGUUGUCGCGGUGCAGUUUUCGAGGUCCGGCUCCCUCUGUGGUGCCUUCUCGCCACUCUCUCCUUCUCCGUAAGGUUGAGACAAGAAGCAGGGCGAUGACUCGCUCAGACGAGGGGGCACUUGAUUGCCCGUGAAGACGCUCUCAUCGGCCGACACAAACGUCCGAUUGUAGUCGCUGAAGGAGCCGCUGCUGCCGCUUCUUGCUAUACUGGAGUCGGCCAGCUGGGGGGCCUGGGGGUGCUGGAAGGGCGGGAACACAGUGUCGCUCGACAGCUGGCUCAGGGGGAUGGGUGGCUCGAGAAACGACGAGCAAGCGACUGGGGCCUGGGGGUGGUUGAAGGGAGGGAGGCGGGUGCCGCUGGACAGCUGGCUGACGGGGAUGGAUGGCCAGUAUGCCGACAUGUUAUCCGUGUCGGGCACGCCGCUGGUGUCAACACACCAAUGCUCCUGACGCGACGCCUCCGUUGCUGUGUCCUUCUGCGCGCUGUCUGCCUGGCGGCCUCGGCCUCGAUCUCGAUCUCUCCUGGGCGGCACAGGGUGUCCAUGGAAGGUCGCUGCCCUUCUGAAUGUCAGUCGGAUGGGUCGAUCGCCGUCAUCCUCGUGUUGCUGUUCCUCUUGCUGUUGCUGCUGCUGAGCAUCUUGUUCGGACGUCUUGGUGAUCUUGGAUGCAGAGGGGAGCCCCGUGAGUCUGCUCCUCGACAAGCCGCCGUCAUACCAGGUCCGGUAGAACGGAUGACGGGACACCUGCCCACCACACACACACCCCCAUCCGCAGACGGACAGACAGACGGACAGUCACAUUGUGUCAGCCGUGUCAUGGAUGUUGUCGUUAUGUGUGUCGUUAGUGGGCUCGGUGAGACUCACUCACCCACUGUAGGUUGUACAGAACGACACAGACUGCGUUGAAGAGCACGUUGAAGAGGUAGUGCGAGCAGCCGAGCCAGAACAGAACUCCCCCCGAAUUGGAUGACUGGUACAAUGACGCCACAAAGACCACUGCAUCCAUCAUCAAGACACAAUCAGGGAGGGGUGCGGGGCGGGGCCCUUGUUGUUGCAUGGCAUGCUGACGAUAGAUACCAUGAAGGAUACAGCCGAGUGCGGCGAGGACCGCCGUGACGACCCGCCACACCACUGUCCUGCCGUUGCGCUUUCUGGUGUGGACGGCGCCGGCCGUCGCAACCAGCACCACCAGACACACAGUCAGGAGAAUAACCAACGGGGCACCAUCAAUCUGCACACAUACACACACACACACACACGGCAGGUCGAGAAACCAGGCAGACAAACAGACAGGUGUAGGCACGCUGCCCGUCGCCUCACCUUUGCCUGGCACGCUUGUCCGUACGCCAUUUGUGUGUUUGGUAUGCGCAGAACGAGCAGAGAGAGUGACGUGAACCUCGCCCUGAAGUGAUCGACGUCACACACGUACCCCCUCGCUGCAUCCACACACGCAUCCGCACCUGUGCGCCUGUGCGUCUGUAUAUAUGUGUGUGUGUGUGUGUGUGUGUUGCUUACAAAUGAGGUGGGACAGACACCAUUUCGGCCCGGAAACCGAGAUCGGCUCCACCUGGUCGAACGCCCAGCCGCCCAUGUGUGACCACAGCACACACUUGUAGUUGACCGAAGAGAAGGCCUCACACCGGGGGUUCAUCUGACACUGAACGACCCGUCCGUCCGUCGACAACCAGACAGAAAAUUGAAAGAAGAAUAAGUCGGUUGGCAGGGAGAAAGGUGCCUGCCCCCCCUAUGUGUACCAACCAGUUUCUGGCAGUGCUCGGGAGGGAAGACCAGCAGCGGCAGGCUCUGCAGCACCGUAGACGUGUUGGGAUCAGGCGUGAGACCAAGGUGAUAGCACCCACAAUUGGGCGGGUCCACGGCGUACUCAUUCGUCCGCACCGCAUAAUGCAGCUUCCCAGUCAAGAAGGACGGCACGCCCAGGUCACCGCGAUGGAACGAAAUCUCUUCCGAGGUGCCGUUCUUGCCGAGCCCCCAGGCAUCAGGAUCGGUGGGCAAAUCGUGGUAGAGCGACGCAUCUGCCGGCCGCAGGUGCAGCCCAUCUUGGUCGAAGGGUGGCAGGGGUGCCGGGGGGAAAGAUGUGCCGGGGACAGCCCCGCAGUCGCGGCCCUCCACCCAUCCCGAGACUGCUCCCGGCUGGCAGAUCUUCGUCUCCGUCUUGCCGCAGAGGAAGCAGACGCCGCGCUUGAUCUUGCCGUCCCGGGGGAAGGCGUCCCGCCAUGAGAACCCUCGGCAGCCAGGGACCUCAUAACACAUGCGGUGGCACUCCUGGAUGAUGACGUUCUCCGUCCCAUGGCGGUAGUGCGACCGCGCGGAACCGCAGCUGAAGAGGUACGCAACUACGUGGAAGGGCGACAGGGAAGGCAACGAAGGCACAGACACAUACAAACAAUGAGAAGGAAGGCACGCGCUUACCGUUGUACUCGUAGCAAGGCCACUUGUGUCCGCCCGCGAAGCCAUUGGGGUCCUUGUCGAUCCCUCUGUGCUCACAAUCCCUGCUGUGCUUGGCCCCACUGACCACCCAGUUGUUCUCGUCGUCAUCGAGCGGCGGCCUACUCGUCCUGCCGACAUCCGACGACUUGUAGAAGCACCCCCCCUCCCGCCGCUUGUAGGUCCACCCCUGGCACUGGGCGUCCGCCGCACAGCCCCUCUGACAGUCAAAAGGGCGGCCGACCAUAUGGCCGAGAGACCGGAAAGUGUCUGGGAGGUCGUGGCCUUCAUAUUCCACGUCCCACUCAAAACAGGAGGCGUUGGCCUGUGCAAGCUGCACGAGGGGAGCUGAACACAACGAACGAACGCAUGGACGCAUGGCUUACCCACACGUACGUGUCCGUCCGUGUCUGCUGACUGAUGCCGUGAUGCAUGUGUUGCGGUGUGCGGGUACCGUCUGGAGGCACGCCCAUCGCGAGGUGACUCGAUAUGGCGAUUGUGAGGACGAUGGCAGAUGCUCCAAGCCGCUUCACCGAGAUCGGCAUGUAGGUGCUCGCACACUCAGUCGCCAUGCAUGGCCUUGCCCGUGUCGCAACAGAUCUCGAGCAUCUGGACCGCCGUUGUCGUCGUCGACACGUGCCAGUGGUGGGACGGUCUGACGGAGAGAGAUCAACUCGCUACAUCGACAGGGAAAAUGACGGAAAAAAA
Messenger RNA from Vitrella brassicaformis, 3770 nucleotides. The record is from the annotation of a GenBank genome assembly. NCBI's taxonomy places the organism in Eukaryota, Vitrellaceae.